ACUGCACUGUGCGCUGGUCUCUCAUCCUCUGAGCAGCAGAGAGCACCCCUGAAAGCUAGGGAGAAAUGUUAUGGUGGGGGCGGUUCCAGGUCUCCAGAUCAAGGCUCCAGAGGUCUGCUGAGUAUUAAAUGAGUAUAAUGGGGUGAGCGACUAGUGUUACUGAGCAAGAGGUGGGAGAGAAUCAGCAACGUUUUUCCAGAGUCAUUUUCUUUGCCUCCACUGGGGCAGAUAACAGCCUGGGGGUUUGUGGCCACAGGAUGGACAGUCCUGCCAACACAUUUACUAUCUAAGGCUGUGAGAUCUGUUUGGGCCCUUCUGCUCGUCAACGGUAGCACACAGUAGCAGCUUGUCGCCCAACCCCAGUGUGUGAUAGACGCACUGAGGCCUGGGGAAUGCAAAGAGAAAAGCGUGGCCACUUUUCACCUGCAAAUUUCACUUAAGAAGAAAAAAUCCGAAGCAGAACCUAACCUGGACUUUGAAGGCAGAUUGGGAAACCGACUUCUGCCAGAGUUGGCCUGGUGGGAACGAGUAAGUGGAAAGAAGGAGAACUGGUCCCUCUCCUGUUUGUUACAGUCCCAGUAGUCCCGUCCCAAUUCUAGAAGACCCCAACUACUUUUUCCCAGACUUUCAGCUCUAUUCUGGGAGGCAUGAAGCAUCUGCUUUGACGGUGGAGGCAAACGGUAGCAUUAGGGAAAAAGUUGUUGAGGAUCCUCUUGGUAACUUCCACCCCCCGAACUUCCUGAGGAUCUCAGAGGUGGAAAUGAGAGGUUCCGAGGAUGCGGCAGCUGGAACAGUAUUGCAGCGGCUGAUCCAGGAGCAACUGCGGUAUGGCACCCCGACCGAGAACAUGAACUUGCUGGCCAUUCAGCACCAGGCCACAGGGAGUGCAGGACCAGCCCACCCUACAAACAACUUUUCUUCCACGGAAAACCUCACUCAAGAAGACCCACAAAUGGUCUACCAGUCGGCACGCCAGGAACCGCAGGGUCAAGAACACCAGGUGGACAAUACGGUGAUGGAGAAACAGGUCCGGUCCACGCAGCCUCAGCAGAAUAACGAGGAACUGCCCACGUAUGAGGAGGCCAAAGCACAGUCCCAGUUCUUUAGGGGGCAGCAGCAGCAGCAACAGCAGCAGCAGGGGGCUGUAAGUCAUGGUUACUACAUGGCUGGGGGCACCAGUCAGAAGGCCCGGACUGAGGGGAGGCCCACGGUGAACCGUGCCAAUAGUGGACAGGCUCAUAAGGAUGAGGCGCUGAAAGAACUUAAGCAGGGCCACGUCCGCUCCCUCAGUGAGAGAAUCAUGCAGCUGUCAUUGGAGAGGAAUGGUGCCAAGCAACACCUCCCUGGCUCAGGGAAUGGAAAGGGGUUCAAGGCAGCGGGGGGACCCUCCCCAGCCCAGCCUGCAGGUAAAGUUCUGGACCCCCGGGGCCCUCCACCCGAGUACCCCUUCAAGACCAAGCAAAUGAUGUCUCCAGUCAGCAAGACCCAGGAGCAUGGACUUUACUACAGUGACCAGCAUCCUGGGAUGCUCCAUGAGAUGGUCAAGCCUUACCCUGCUCCUCAGCCUGCGAGAACAGAAGUGGCUGUCCUGAGGUACCAGCCGCCCCCAGAGUAUGGGGUAACGAGCCGCCCAUGCCAACUUCCUUUCCCAUCAACAGUGCAGCAGCACAGCCCGAUGUCCUCCCAGAACUCCUCCGUCAGUGGGCCUCUGCACUCCGUCUCCUUGCCACUUCCGCUUCCGAUGACCCUGGCAGCUCCACAGCCCCCACCUGCCGCCUCCCCCAGCCAGCAGCUUGGGCCAGAUGCGUUCGCAAUUGUGGAGCGAGCCCAGCAGAUGGUGGAGAUACUAACAGAGGAGAACCGGGUGCUUCACCAGGAACUUCAGGGUUACUAUGACAAUGCUGACAAGCUCCACAAGUUUGAAAAAGAACUUCAGAGAAUUUCGGAAGCCUAUGAGAGUUUGGUCAAGUCUACCACCAAGCGAGAGUCACUGGACAAGGCGAUGAGGAACAAACUGGAAGGCGAGAUUCGGAGACUUCAUGAUUUCAACAGAGACCUCCGAGAUCGUCUGGAGACUGCCAACAGGCAGCUGUCCAGCAGGGAAUACGACGGCCACGAAGACAGAGCUGCAGAGGGACUUUAUGCUUCCCAGAACAAAGAAUUCUUGAAGGAAAAGGAGAAGCUAGAAAUGGAGUUAGCAGCAGUGAGGACUGCAAGUGAGGACCACCGGAGACACAUUGAGAUCCUGGACCAGGCUCUGAGCAAUGCCCAGGCCAAGGUCAUCAAGCUGGAAGAGGAGUUACGAGAGAAGCAAGCAUAUGUCGAGAAAGUGGAGAAGCUGCAGCAGGCCCUGACCCAGCUGCAGUCAGCAUGCGAGAAGCGAGAGCAGAUGGAGCGGAGACUGCGGACCUGGCUGGAGAGAGAGCUGGACGCGCUGCGAACCCAGCAGAAACAUGGAAAUGGCCAACCUGCCAGCAUGCCGGAAUACAAUGCCCCAGCCCUCAUGGAACUUGUGAGGGAGAAGGAGGAGCGGAUCCUGGCCCUGGAGGCCGACAUGACCAAGUGGGAGCAGAAGUACCUGGAGGAAAGCACCAUCCGACACUUUGCCAUGAACGCCGCAGCCACUGCCGCAGCCGAGAGGGAUACCACGAUCAUCAACCACUCGAGGAAUGGCAGCUACGGCGAGAGCUCGCUGGAGGCCCACAUCUGGCAGGAGGAGGAGGAGGUGGUGCAGGCCACCAGGAGGUGUCAGGACAUGGAGUACACUAUUAAAAAUCUCCAUGCCAAAAUCAUAGAGAAGGAUGCCAUGAUUAAGGUCCUUCAGCAGCGAUCCCGUAAAGAUGCCGCGAAGACGGACUCCUCGAGCCUGCGGCCUGCCCGCUCCGUCCCAUCCAUUGCCGCAGCCACUGGGACCCACUCUCGCCAGACCUCUCUGACCAGUAGCCAGUUAGCCGAAGAGAAGAAGGAAGAGAAGACCUGGAAGGGGAGCAUAGGGUUGCUGCUGGGGAAGGAGCCCCAUGAACACGCCUCCACCCCCUUGCUGCCCACCCCAUCUGCCACAGCGCUGUGCCCCACAGCCUCUGCCACAUCAGCCAGCAGUGCCCACGCCAAGACAGGCAGCAAGGACAGCAGCACCCAGACGGACAAGAGCGCCGAACUCUUCUGGCCCAGCAUGGCCUCCCUGCCCAACCGCGGCCGGCUGAGCGCAACCCCUUCCAACAGCCCAGUCCUGAGACACCCAGCGGCCAAAGGGACUGCAGAGAAACCGGAGAACUCUCCUGGCCACGGGAAGUCACCUGACCACAAAGGCCGUGUCAGCAGCUUGCUCCACAAGCCCGAAUUUCCUGAUGGAGAGAUGAUGGAAGUUCUCAUCUAACACCAGCAUCCCUGCCGAAUUCCGUAACAGAACAUGGACAAACGAGGAAUGUGGCAGAGAGGGAGAGGAAAGAUCAAGAAGGUUGUAGAUGGGAAAUCAGGAAUGAUUUGAACUGAUAAAGAUUUCAGAUUAGUAAGAACACUUCUUAUAAAUGUUCAAAAGAAAAAAAAAAAAACAGGAGACCUACAUGACUAAAGAUGAGGAGAAUGUUCUGGAUUUUUAUUGCAUAUGGUGGAAGAGAGAAGAUGCAUGUAGGUUUGGAAACAAAGAAGUAGGAAGUGGAAUUUUUUAUUGUACAGAAAAUGUAUCUCUUGGGGAGGGUCUGUGUGUACCCAUUCUCUGGUUAUAAACAGAUAAACCUAAACAUGGAUCUUCCUUGGAAUACCCCAUCCUCCUUGACUCUUAGCUUGUUUUGUUUAAGAAGAACCUCCUAGAAGUCUCAGCAAGCCUGUCUUGGCAUAAUGUAAUAUGACCUGUGCCAUCCAUGGGGACUCCUGUGAAUGUGUGAGUGUGGCAGUGAGAAGACGGGUCUAGGGAUGAUGAGGAAUUUAAAAGGCCAUCUUCACCUAAUUACCAGCUUGGUUUGGGUUUUUAGGAGAUUUUGGGGCUUCUUAGCUUUUCUGGAUUCAGCAGUGUUUUCUAAGCAGAAAGGGAGCAUUAUGACCUUGGUGCUCAUCUUCCCCGACUUCUCUGAGUUCAUCUAGUCUCUGCUUCAUUCUCUUUAAUUUUAUUCUUCUUUUUCUUCAUGUUUUUUUCCUUUUUAAUAAGACAUGGCAGAUUCCUUAGGCCUUGGAUUUGUUAGAGCAGUAUUUGAGCUGUCACUGUUCCUGCUGUGUUUACUAGUAACCCGUGGGACAGAGCCACACGCUGGCUUCCUGGGUGCCUCCUCCACCUGUGAGUGGCUGGGCCGCAGUGUUAAUCUCGUUCUGACUAUGAACUAGGUCAGCUUUGAUGGAUGAGGCAGAAGAUCCGUGGUCACUGUGACAUCUUGCGUUAAGAUCACGGCCCUGGCUCUUUUCUCUCUUGCACAGAGUUUGGUAUUUCUACCCCAUUGCUCUGUUGGGGUAAGACUUUCAGGACUGCACUCCAGGAAACACAUGACGCUUGACAUGGUGGCAUCCAGAAUCCACCAGCACGUGCACCACUUUCUAGUAUUUGUGGCUCCUGCACAUAUUCACCACUCUCCCCACCCCCUUGCACUCCUCUGGUCACUGUUGAUGAGCACACGGAUUUCUGUGACUGUCGUCAGCACGUGUGUAUUAACACACCAGUUUUUCUCCACCAUGAACUUGUGUUAUAAUCUAACAAGCCAGUAUGUAUGACAGCGUGGUCAGGUUUUUUGAGGUUUCAGUUUGGGGAAAUUGUCCAAAGUAAGACGGAAAUACCACGUCACAGAGCCAGGAGUGAGUGAGGUAGUGGGGCUCUUAUGCCUGUGUGUGAUGUUUCCCAUCUGACUCCUCAGACUUCGGCUUUCUUUACAGAUCUGGGAGGUCUGGAUCAGAAAAGAGGAGAAGCUAAUCAGGCCGUCAGGUGCUCUUGCAGGACCCUGAUAUUUUCCUCCCUCCAGGUGGGCUGGAUCCAUGUUUCCCCAGGUCCCUUUCCUCAUGCUUGCUUAAAGGAAGAGGGGGAAAAAACCCUGGGUCUGAGACUUUUUUAAGUUCCACCUAAAUGCCGCUCUGAAGGCAACAUUCUUAGGACAUUUUGCUUGGGUGGCUUAUCUUAGGGUUGAUCUUUGGGGUGUAACCUGGGUGAAGUUAUAGCCUUCCCAAGCUGAGGUGGUAGAAGGAUGACAGGUGUAGGCUGGAGAGGGCACGGGAGGCAACCAAUGGCUUUGGCCAGACAGCCCUGUGAGCCAUCCAGUGGGCAGAGUAAGUAGAAACCGACUCUUCCUGAGCUCUGCCUGCGGUGGGCGCUGGGCUUCCUGCUUCAUGCGCGUGACCUCCUUUGGUCCCACAUUAAACCUCACAGAGUAUUGUGCAGCCUGGGAAACCAAAGUGGCUCACCUCAUGCCCUGGGAUGUGCAAAGAGAGCAGGGAGGCCGCAUUGCAUCACAGAGAAAGAAGUGUAUAUGGAUGAGGGUGGGGAUGGGGCCGAGGGAUCCCCACAUCUCUGCCCCCAGUGCUUUUCACAGGUGAUGAGGUUCAGCUGAUGGCAGCUAACUCUCUUAAGGACAUUUUGGCCCCUGAUUAAUGUUAGGGAUGGGCCAGGAAAGAAAGAAAGUGUCUAGAGAUAGGAUGGCAAGUCACUUCUGCCAGCCCCCACCGUCCACGUCUGGGCCACCCCAAACUUGGGCUGUCUCCCCGAGAAGUGGGUAAGAGCAAGAGCCGCAGCCCAGCCCCCCAGGCCUCGUCUUUCUGCUCCAGCACCCCUCGCUGGCGCACUCAGGCACCAGGCCACUUGCUCUCCUUGGUCCCCCUGAGUUGUCAGGCGUGUUAAUUGAAUGCAAACACAGACAUCCCCAUUUUCAGUGGUGCAGUGGUCUUUGUCAAUCACUUUUUCUUCUAACCUGCUAGGACUCUCCCAUAAGAAAAGGGAUCUAAAGCUUUAGAAAGUCUUCUUUUAUGGGAGAUUUCCUGCUAAGCCAGGGUCCCCCAGCACUUAUCCUAAGAGCUUUCUUGAAGCCCUGCUUGCAUACAGGAGAAAGGAUGGCAGAUACUGAGCACCGGCUCUGCCUGCCUGCGCUCUGGGCAGUUCAUGCUAUGUUAUCUCGUUUGAUUUUCAGAAAGAUAAUUGUAGCUCUGUUUGUUAGUGCUGACAGUGUGUAAGCACUGUGGCAAGUACCUUUUAAUGAGUCCUCAAAUGACCUGGGGAGCAGGGACCAGUUUCUUAUCAUUAUUUCACAGAGGAGGAAGCUGGGCGCGGGGAGGUUAAGUGCCUUCCCGGAGCCUGGCAGCCAGGAGAAGCUGGGAUCUGAACCAAGGGUUCGGGAGAGGAGCUGCGCCUUAGGCACAGGCUGGGCUGCUCUGACGUGGCGAUGAUAACCAUCUGCCACGUCUGUGAUCUGGGCCCGUGUACACAUACACGUGUGUGCACACAUGCGCACACGCACAGCUGCCACAGCUCUCAGGAGCUAAGAAAUGGGACUAAAGCCCAGAACUCAUAGAAUUGCCCAUAAACACCAGGCACAGAUGGACAUCUUUGCAUUCUCUUAUAAGCAGGGCUACAAAAUACAUCUGGAGAGCACCUCCACGUUGUCCAGGAGCCUGGACCUCUUUGGAACUUCCCAGUGGUGUCUGCUUGUGGAACUUGUGGGUCCUGUCUCAGGGUAAAGGGUUAAGGCUUUGGCUGUGUGUGAAAAAACAUACCAGAGUAACUGCUUGCCCCUGGACUGUCAUCGGCUGUUUCUGCAUGCUGCCCAGGGUAUUACAUGACAUAGGAGAUGUUGCUGGAUUCCAGUCUCUACCCUAAAUUGCAGCUAAGUAGAUGGUUCUCUCUGUAAAAGCCGUUCCCGUCUACAGGGCCAUCAAGCUAAGCUGCCAGGAAACGCAUUUUGCAUAAGUAUCAGAGCAUGUGCAGAACCUUUUCUUAGCCUUUUCUUCUCUCAGCUUUUCCUCUGCUUCCCAGAGGUUGGUUGCUAAUGAUGGUGUUGCGUUCAGCCUGUUCCAUGCAGGCGUGCAGCAGAGCCUGCUGCGUCCCUCCCUGGCAGAGGGCAGAGGAUGGCGGGCCCUUCUCUCUUCAGCCCUGCAGGGCUUGUUCUUUGGGGCUGUGUGAAUUUGGCUGCACAGGGCUCAGGUUGGAUCUCGCGACAGUUGCCCCAAAUGGGUUCUGAACUUGGAACAGAGAUGCAGGGGUUCUGGUGCUCAGGGAAGAGGCUGUGGGAACACCUCCCACCGAGAAGCCAGUCAGCACUCCGAUUUGCUCUCUCCGGGUUGCCCUCAGCCCCCUGUAUCCUCAGGAUUCAGGGGCUGAAGCGCCCUCCUGCUGAGAGCUGAUGGAGUGAGUUCUCCCUACCCAGCAGCCUUCUGAGUCCCAGAGACUGAGGUGAACACAGACGCUGGGUGAGACUGGGUCCCAGGAGGCAGCGAAGAAUAGUUUGUGGGGUUAAAAGGUUUCAAGGCAGGGAGCUCAUGUGUAGACUGCAGAGAGCUGUGCUGAGCAAAGACGUAUGUUUUCCAAAACCAAAGACCCACUCCAUGUCUGCACUGGAGCACGCGUGUGUUUCUGUGUGCUCCAAAUGACCUUGCGCUCCUGAUAAGCACAGAAGGACCAGGGCCAUGGUCGCCGGGAACCCACGAGUGUUCUCAGAUGGGGAAGGUUUUAAAUAACCAGAGGGUAUCCAGCCCACAGGCGACUUCUUCACAUCCCCAACCCUGAGGCCGCCAUGCCAUAUGCUUUAUAUAUGUUGAUUUUCUUUUCAUUUCUCUUGCUAAUUAAUCGAUGUGUUUAAAAUGUCUUCAUUUAAUGUGAGGAUUGUUUAAUGGGUUGGCCUCUGAUGCGUGGCUCCAUGGGAGGUGGGCAGAGUAGUUAAGAAGUUACCAGAAGCUGAUCAGCUGGGAGCAUGUGAUGGUCAACAUUUCAGGAAAUGGAUUUCUUCUGGAACUAGUGAGCAAUUUUUUUCUCUUCCUUUUAAGUAGUGUACCCUUUCUCGUUUAGUAAUUUAAUGGUAUAUAAAGACGUGUGUAUAUGUCAGUGCACACAUAUGAGAUAUGACUAUAAGGUUGUGCAUUGAAUUUCUUUUUUUUAAUAUCCAGAAGAUCCAGUGUUUCAUCUCACCCCACCCUCCUUAAAAGGUGACCCUUGGGGAGACUAUACUGAUGAUCGCACUGUUCCCCGAGUAGAAACAUUUUGCGAAUGCCUCUGUGAGAAUGGCCUCUGGGGCCUGGCACCUUCCUCUGAUUAUCCUUAGAGAUGAGAAAUCUUCAUCCUUUGAGGAUGGAUUUAAAUUUGGAAAUAAUCCCAAGUCAUUCACUCAGUUGGAGAAAUAAAGAUGGGAGAUUAAGGUAAGUCACACCAUUUUAGCUUUUUAAAAAAAAAUUCCUAAGAUGUUCCUUGGAAUGAGUCUUUGGACUUCUAGAGCCUCUCAAAGUGACCACUUCAAAGGAGGAUAGUGGUCGUUAGUACGCGUAACUUCUAGUGCAUUCAUUUUUAGAAAUCGGUUUUCUUGCUGUGCCUUGUAUGUGUUCCCAUCUCUGCAUACACACAGGCGUCAGUGCACAUUCAUGGGUGUAGCUCUCCAGUAGGCCUUCUGUAAAACCGUUAUACUGAAGUGCAUGUUAUCGUCACGUUAUGCUAUGACUGAGGUGUUUCUUUGUCAUGAAACUUUGCUUCUUCACAGAAUUAAAAGUCUGCUCUCAAUAUAAUGAAGUACAUAGACAGCAUUUUCUUGUAUCAGCUCCCAAAGUUUUGAUGCCCAGUAGUGUGUUGACAUGUGAUUUUGCCUAGGAUUCUGUUCACGUAUAGACCCCUGUAAGUAUUUAUUACAAAACAGAACGUAAGCAAAUUUAUCCACAGUGGUUUUCUUUGAAGGAAGGUGUUUUCCCUUUUGUGGAGGGAUAGCGGAACCCCCUCCUCAAGGGGGCACUUACAGAAUCUGUGUGAAAUUUUGUGAACCAAGGGCAGGCACGUGCACUAACCUCAGCCGAAACUCAGACGGCUCUGGUGCCACCGCUCUUCCUGCCUGCCACGUGUGUGUCGCUGUGCUUGGUGACAGUGUGCUGCGUGCUCUCCAGUAGACUCUGGUGUAACAUUUUGGCAUCUUCGUCUUGCUGGUCUGUGUUGAGGGGGGUGUACAGAGCUGCACAGCCGAUGGGUCUGUGUACAGAGUUGGGGGGGGGUGUCCAAGAACACGGCGCGUCCCCCACAGCAAAUAUUGAUACUGUUGGUCAGCCAAAGAUUUUCCUAUUCUUUGCUGCUUAAACUUGUGCCUUAAUAUUGUAUAUAAUAAAUGGAUAAAAUGUC
This is a messenger RNA of Equus quagga, 9274 nucleotides long. RefSeq names its product angiomotin like 1 (gene AMOTL1). The transcript has 13 exons. Gene Ontology annotation, biological process: regulation of cell migration; hippo signaling; actin cytoskeleton organization. Gene Ontology annotation, cellular component: plasma membrane; cytoplasmic vesicle; bicellular tight junction. The record is from RefSeq and is a predicted model, not a curated record. NCBI's taxonomy places the organism in Eukaryota, Metazoa, Chordata, Mammalia, Perissodactyla, Equidae. Bases 761 to 3376 code for a protein of 871 amino acids.